This is a messenger RNA of Schizophyllum commune H4-8, 1062 nucleotides long. RefSeq names its product PEBP-like protein. Lineage: Eukaryota; Fungi; Basidiomycota; Agaricomycetes; Agaricales; Schizophyllaceae. The record is from RefSeq and is a predicted model, not a curated record. The coding region runs from base 141 to 974 and encodes 277 amino acids. The transcript has 5 exons.
GAUGAUGCCAAGCCGCGGCGGAGCGUCCCAACCUCGCUUACGUGCGCAGCGCCCCGCCCGCCUUCCUCCCCAUCUUGUUCUGCACGCCCACCACACGCCGUGCUGCCACUCCUUCUUUCUGCCUCAUUCUCUCGUUCAACAUGGUCUACUUCACCGCCGUUACCGCCUCGCUCUUGUUGAGCACUCUCGUCUCCGCGCAGUCGGACGACAGCGCGCUCGGGAUUGCGGCCAUCAAGGCGCACUUCAGCAACGCCGGCCUCGUCCCCGCCCUCCUGGAGACGUUCGAGCCGCAGGGCACGCUCACGUUGAACUUCGAUGGCGUUGGCGACAUCCAGCCCGGCCAGGCGCUGAGCAAGGAUCAGGUCGCCAGCGCGCCCACCUUGACCGUCGCAACCUCCAACUCGUCCGCCACGUCCGGCAGCUUUACCGUGGCGAUGGUCGACGCUGACAUCGUCGGCGCGGACGACUCGCAGGUUACCCGCCACUGGCUCGUGAACAGCGACACCAUCCAGGACAACAAGGUUGACCACUCGUCCGCCAACACGAUCACCGACUACGCUGGCCCUGGUCCCGCGGAGGGCUCUGGCGCUCAUCGUUACGUGGUGCUUGUGUACUCGCAGCCCGAGGACUUCUCGCCCCCGCAGGAGCUUUCCCAGCCCGGUGCGGCCGUCGAGAAGUACGACUUCAAGUCGUACGUGUCUGACAGCAAGCUUGGUGACCUUCUCGCUGCCAACUACUUCACGGUCGAGGCGGGCACCUCUACGGUUACCGUCUCCGAGACGUCUGCUGUCGAGUCGAGCACGCUUUCUGCUGCGUCGUCGACAGGCUCCGGCUCCGGCUCUGACUCUGCUUCGGCUACUUCCACUGGUGAGGAUGCCGCGAGCACCGACUCGAACGGCGCUGCUUCGUUCGCGACUAGCGGCGGUCUAGUGUCCAUGGCAGUUUCUGGCCUUGUUGCCCUCGCCAUGGCGUAAAUGAAAGAUCUGGUAGAGCACGGACUCUCGUACCGCGUAUACUUAUUGUAGUGUGCCCGCAUAAUUCAGUACACUGGUUUCGGACUUG